Messenger RNA from Clupea harengus (Atlantic herring), 3673 nucleotides. RefSeq names its product NEDD4 binding protein 3 (gene n4bp3). Gene Ontology annotation, cellular component: cytoplasmic vesicle. The record is from RefSeq and is a predicted model, not a curated record. NCBI's taxonomy places the organism in Eukaryota, Metazoa, Chordata, Actinopteri, Clupeiformes, Clupeidae.
UUAGCUAGAGGGCACUAUUGGGUUACGGUCGUCACUGGUCACAUAUUUCCCGGUGAGGAGGAUCGGAUUAGUUCCCAGGCCCCUCGCAGUGCGCAGUUCAAAUCACAGAGAGGGAAAAAGGGAGAGUCCCACACACAACAUUGCAGUGCAACGACACUACACUGUCGAGUCCACCUCGCUUUACGAUCUCCGCCAACAUCAAGGAGCAUACAUUUCAUAUGUUCAACUAUCAAGUGUUCAGAAGAGCAACACUAUUGUUCUGACUGUGACCAAUCUACUUGUGAAAUAUGACCUCCUUUUGGAGCCACCAGAUUUUGUAACCAAUGGCAACAGUCCAGGCUCUAUCUUUGACCCGUGAUCCCAGCAAGAGCUUCGGUGGCGACCCUUACUCCACCCUUCCCCUGGCCUCAGCCCGUUGCAUCAUGGGAAGUGUAGGCAGCCUGAUCGAGAGGCCGGACGUCUCUCCAAACAAGGGCAGCCGCGCAAUGCCCCAGGUGCCCCCUCGCCAUAGCAACGGCCUGCUGAAGAAAGGCUUCAACCAGAGGGAGCUGCUGAAUUACCUGAACAUCGCCAAGAAGGAGCCGAAGGGAGGCAAACACAUCAUCUCCUCCGGGGUGUCCUCCAUCAAGAGGGAGCAUGGCCACGAGGAGGAGAACCUCUACUCCAAGGUCUACCACAAGGACGGCAAGGAGGUGGACAUGGGCAAAAACUCCUUGCCCAUGGGGGGCAAGUUUGACAAGUCUCGUCUCAGGCCGUCCGCCUUCAAGCCCGUCACGCCCAAGAACUUCAGCUCCAUGCAGAACCUCUACCCGGCCAAGGACAGUCCGGAUGCGGCGCCGAGCAACGGCAUGCGCCCGUCCUACAUCAAGGUGGCGUCCAAGUCACUGUCCAGCGCGUCCUCGUCCUCGUCGUCACCCUCACGCCAUCACAGCAAGGCCCCGCAGCCGGCGCGCCACCCGAGCCAGGAGGAGGAGGAGAACGCGUCCGACUCGGGUCACCACUCGCUGAGCAGUCUACUGCCCCCGUUCCGCCCACCCUUCCGCCCCCACCUGGGGCAGAUCAGCGUCUCCAUGGGCCACAUCGACCACAUCGGCUCGCUGGACCGCAACUCGGCCGGCUCGCGGGGUGCGCUCUCCACGGCCACCGAUGCCUCGCUGCCGGGGCCCGGCUCCGGGGCGGCGACGCUGGGCCGUCUCCGUGGAUACGGGAGCGAGGCCCCGCCCCCCUACGAACUGUCGAUGUCAAUGGAGGACGUGGUGCGGGACCUGGAGGAGAGACUGAUUGAGAAGGACCACGAGCUCAGGCAUAUGCGCCGCAACCUGGAUGAGAGCGAGGACGCUAUCGCACAGUCUCCCAUGUCCUGCCUGGCGCAGGUGUUCGAGGAGAAGCAGCGUCUGUGGGAGCGGGAGGUGGAGGAGCUGAAGCGCCUGUACGCCGCCAAGCUGCGGCAGGUGUCGCAGCAGGCCCAGCGCGCGCAGCGCGGCCUGCAGCUGCAGCUCUACAAGGCGCAGCAGGAGCGCGGGCGCCUGCAACAGGAGGCCGAGGGACUCCGGGCCGAGUGUCAGAGCCUCAGGAGGGCAGGAGGAGGAGGAGGCCGCAGCAGCAGCAGCGGGGAAGGACGAGCACAGGAAAACAACCCCCAGCUGGAGGAGACGCAGUGGGAGGUGUGCCAGAAGACGGGCGAGAUCUCUCUGCUCAAGCAGCAGCUGCGUGACUCGCAGGCGGAGGUGGCACGCAAGCUGAGCGAGAUCUUCCAGCUGAAGACGGAGCUGCGCGGGGCUCGCGCCGACACGCGCACCAAAGACGGCCAGGUGGAGGCGCUGCAGCUCGCCCUGCAGGCCGCGGCAGCAGCCAGGCGCAAGGUCGCCCGCAACAGCGACAACACCAACAACGUCGGUGCUGACCACCGAGGCAGCUCCGAGGAGACUUUCGGCGGGACGGGAUCGGGAUCGUCCGGUGCCACGGAGGACCGCCUGCGGGCGGAGCUGCUGCUGGAGAGGCGGCAAAACGAGGCGCAGGCGACGGCCUUCGAGGCGGAGCGGCACACCUGGCAGACUGAGAAGGAGAAGGUGAUCCGGUACCAGCGCGAGCUCCAGGCCAGCUACCUGGAGAUGUACCACAAGAGCGAGGCCCUGGAGAGGGAGCUGCGCGAGCUGAGGGGGGGCCGCGGGGAGCUGGGGGUCGGAGGAGGAGGAGGAGGAGCAGGAGGAGGUGUGGAUGGGGGGAGUUUAGACAGGUGCACGGUUGACAGGGGGAGAGAUUUGAUGGGCGAAGACGAGCUGCCCGCUGGUUUGCCUUGGAUCGAACGGAUCGAGUCGUCAGAGAUUUGAACGUAUACUUCCUUCUUUUGGGUAGUUUGGGGAAAAAGGGAACAAAGCCGGUGUCUAAAAUAUGAAACGACCAUAAUUCCAUGAGAAUUGGGCUCGUUAUGAGACUUGUCUUCCAUUCUAUCUUUAAAGAGCAUGUGGAUGUGCUCAGACUGUACUUUCCAUACUGAGGAUUGCUAAAUGUAUUUGUUCCCUUUUUUUGCUGUUUGACUAAUGAAACCAAAAUAUGUUCGGAGGGCCGGUCUGUGGAGUUUGUUUGCCAUUUGUUUCAAAAGGGGACCAAAUACCAGAGGAUAUAAAAAGGGACUUUGUUUUUCAAUAGCAUACAGGAUCCUCUUGUACUGUUUUCCUAAGACCGAGCUAUGGCGUCUGGAUAUAACAAAAGCCCAUCUUGUUAUCUCCACUAUCUCCUCCACACAAAUGAAUAGCCAUAAUUAGGUCAUAAAGACUCCUGAUUAGAUCAAUCCCCAGAGCUGUAUAGCCUCUGAGUGAUGCAUAAUGCUGUUUUGACUUGAAGUGCGCCUCUAGUUUUCCAGUGACUUCACAGUAGAUACCCAAGAACGGUUGUCUCUCAGAUUGUGCCCCAAGCAAUAAUCAAAUCACAUAAGUAUACCACGAACAGGGAGAAGACUUUAAUGUUCUUGAUUGUUCUUCGAUGAGUAAAGACUACAGACAAUGACUGUGGCAAGGUGCCCUCGUUUGGCUCAAACUUAUGCCCGUCUUCCUGCGAACAAGCAUGCUGCACUUUGGAAGAACCCCAGAGUUCUUCUCUUGGGACAUCUUGGAGAAAUGAAGAAGAGGGGGCUUGGAUUACACAUGAACUUUUCCCCUAGGAAUGACGGGCAUGAACUUCAGACUCCACUGGCCUCCUCUUAGCUCUUCUUGUUCUUCUUCUCCUUCACACGUUUCUCACUGUACCUUUCCCAGCCCAAACUACAUGCAUGAAAUGCGGGUAUCAUAUGACAAAUCCCCAGGAAUGACGUUGUGCAAUCUCGCAAGUUUGUGUUGUCGGCUAGUUGUGCGUAUGUGAAGAAUAAAUGACUGCAGGACUUUACUGGAACCAAAACAUCUAGUUGACAUGAUGUCCCUCCCUUCACUGCCUGAGAUAUCUGCUGUUUCCGUGGUUGUUGUAUCAACGGUUAAGGAUAAGGAGCUGAUACUGUGACUUGUGAAUAACUAAUGACACCGAAAAAUAUGUAUUUUAUGUAUUGAUUAUAAAUUUAUAUUCUACUGGUUAUCACAAGGUAUAUUGUAUAUAAAAUAGAAGUUUAGUUCAUAUGCUGUCAUAAUAUUACUUUCAAGUAUGUUGUUGUUCUUGUAAGGCCCAUUAAAAGCUUUAAAGCAAA